Lodderomyces margitis is the source of this 864-nucleotide messenger RNA. RefSeq lists its product as uncharacterized. Bases 1 to 864 code for a protein of 287 amino acids. The transcript has a single exon. The record is from RefSeq and is a predicted model, not a curated record. NCBI's taxonomy places the organism in Eukaryota, Fungi, Ascomycota, Pichiomycetes, Serinales, Debaryomycetaceae.
AUGAAGUUAUCUUACCAGCCUGUCAAAUCUGCAGGAUGCUUAAUCAUUGGUGAUGAAAUAUUGAAUGGGAAAAUCAUGGAUUCCAAUUCGUACAACUUUGCCAGGUUUUGCUUUAACGACCUCUCUAUUCCAUUAAAGAGAACAACAGUCUGCGGGGAUGAUGCCCAAGAUAUCAAAACAUCUAUGCAUAACCUACUAACCCAAGAUAACGUCGAUUUCCUUGUUACUUCUGGAGGCCUAGGUAGCACGCACGACGACAUCACAUAUGAGGCUAUCAGCGACUACUUCAAGUUGGAGUAUAGGCUUGACCAGGAGGUGGUGGAACGGAUGCAAUCCCUUCGUAAGGAAUACUUGGCGAAAUUGGAUAAAGAGCAAUUGGAUGCAUUUUAUAGAAUGGCAACUUUGCCUACAACUUCCACUGAUUCUAGGACUCAGGUUGAGAAGAUAUAUAUUGAUGACAAAAUGUGGUUCCCAAUAGUUGUUAUUGAUGAAAAGGUUUUUAUAUUGCCAGGUGUUCCACAAUUGUUUGUCCAGUGCUUGCCCACAAUUCAAUCAUAUUUGGACUCAAGACUCGAUUCGGCAAAAUUAAUAAGGAGAUAUGUUGUGACAAAGACUGGGGAGAGUCAUUUGGCUCCAUAUCUUGGUAACUUGCAAACAGAAUGCAAUAAGAAAUGUGGAGAUGGGGUUGUUAAAUUGGGAAGCUACCCUCACUUGGAUUCACAUUUGAACACUAUCAGCAUAAUAGGAAACGGCGUAGAAUUAAAGUCAGAUUUAGAUUGGGUGGUUGAAGAUUUAUUAAAGCACGUAAGUGGUCAGUGUAGAGAAAUAACUCAGGACGAAGAGGACAAACUUAGUAAAAUAUAA